AUGUCGCUAGCCUCAACUUGCAGAAAUUACGGUCAAAAUGAGACGUUAAUUUCGUCCAUUCGUAAUAUUAUUAAGGGAAUUCCUUCAAAAUGUGGAUUAAAGGAAUGGCAGGGCCCCGCUAUCUUGAUAUUCAAUAAUGCAAGGUUCAAGGAAUCCGAUUUUGAAUCGCUCAUGCAAAUCCGCGUUGGCGGAAAACAAGAUGACGAUACAAAGAUUGGGAAACAUGGAUUAGGUUUCAAUUCAUGCUAUCAUUUUACCGAUGUCCCGAGUUUCAUUAGCGGAGAUUUUAUUGCAUUUUUGGAUCCUCAAGAAAAUUAUUUAAACAAACGUGGUACUAUCGGUUCACUUCCAAGGAAUGGUAUAUCAGAAUUCACUGAACAAGACCAAUUGGUUCCUUUUAAGGACAUCGAGGGCAUCGAUUUUCGUUCGACUUUCGAGGGGACACUCUUUCGAAUACCACUUCGGAAAAAAAAAAGUGAUAUAUCCGACAGAAUUUUUUCUGUAGAUCAGAUCCUCGAAUUAUUCACCAAAAUUAAAUCGAGUAUUCCCUCCCAAUUUUUGUUCCUUCGAAAUGUUGAAACUGUUGAAAUUUCCCAAAUAUCUGAAGCUACGGUUCCGUUUCAAAUAAAACCACUUUGUAAAGUAACUAUGGAGGGAUUGGAUGAAACCGUGCGAAAUAAAAGAAAAUGUGAAAACAUCACCAACGACGAAUUUCAUAUUUUUCAGAUAAAGACUAAACUAAUUGAUAAUGGAGAUAUAAAUAACAAACAGUACAACAGUUGGAUUAUCGUUAUUGGAGCCCAACGUGAUCCUGAAGAUCCUGAGCUAAUGCAAUAUGCGCGACGAUAUCGAUUACGCUUAUUGGGCGGC
Funneliformis mosseae is the source of this 870-nucleotide messenger RNA. The record is from the annotation of a GenBank genome assembly. Lineage: Eukaryota; Fungi; Glomeromycota; Glomeromycetes; Glomerales; Glomeraceae.